UAUUUUUUUGUACUUUUUUUCUCAAGCCAGGAAAAUAAGUCUGUAAACAUGCUCCUUUUGUUUUGAGCGCUCUUUUUCAGUGUGGCUGUGCUCUUCCCACAUCCUCGCGUUAUUUUGUAUCUCCAUCGCGCCUUGCGGUAAUGUGCCGCUCUGUGUUGGCAGCCGACUGCUAGGCGUCUGGAAUCUCUUCUCGCCAGGAACCUGGUAGUGCUGGAGGAGACAGAAGCAGGAUGGUAACAUAUUGUUGGUGGUAACCAGCAGCUUCUAGUUUGACGAAGGCCACCGUUGACGGCGACCCCGGACUCUUCCCCAGUGAACCCUGCUCAACCGUCCCCCAGCCAUGUCUAAUAUAAACAAUGCUCUCUGCAUUGAGACCGGACAGAACGCAGACGUGUCUCUCUUACAAAAGGAUAACCUUCAGAACCUGCAGAACCUGCAGAACUUGCAGAACCUCCAGGAUGGUGGAUUAAGCCAACUUUUGGAUUAUAACGCCGAGAUGGAACGGUACCGCUCUUUCGCAAACUUUUACAAAACCAACGGCGCGUUCGGCCAGACGGCCAAGAUCGCCCGCAUCACGACCCCCAUUUUCCCCAGUGCCCGGAUAGGCAUGUCCCCGUGGAACUGCGAUAACGCCAUGCUCUGGGGGAGGAAAUCGGCCACAAUAAACCCUAAUAGGACCAGCAUGCACAGGAAUGACUCCCAGAGGCCGGGGAAGCAUGGCGUGCCGCCAGAAACGCUACAGCAAAUGGCAAAUAAUAAUUUCCUCUCUACCUUAUCCCCCGAACACUGCAGACCUUUAGCGGGAGAAUGCAUGAACAAGCUGAAAUGCGGCGCCGGCGAAGCAGAGAUAAUGAAUCUCCAGGAACGUGUCGGAACUUUUUCCGCCAUUCCGGCUUUAGGGGGCAUCUCAUUACCUCCCGGGGUCAUCGUCAUGACAGCCCUUCACUCCCCCGCAGCCUCGGCAGCCGUUACAGACAGUGCGUUUCAAAUUGCCAAUCUGGCAGACUGCCCACAGAAUAAUUCCUCUGCGUCCGGGAACCCAGCGAAGAAGAAAAGGAAGCGGUGCGGGGUGUGCGCGCCCUGCCGGCGGCUAAUCAACUGCGGCGUGUGCAGCAGUUGUCGGAACCGUAAGACGGGCCACCAGAUCUGCAAGUUCAGGAAAUGUGAGGAGCUGAAAAAGAAACCCGGCUCGUCGCUGGAGAGGACACCAGUCAACAAUGGCGAGGCAUUCCGGUGGUUCUUUUAGAGCGCCCG
Oncorhynchus nerka (sockeye salmon) is the source of this 1254-nucleotide messenger RNA. RefSeq names its product CXXC-type zinc finger protein 4-like. Lineage: Eukaryota; Metazoa; Chordata; Actinopteri; Salmoniformes; Salmonidae. Gene Ontology annotation, cellular component: nucleus. The record is from RefSeq and is a predicted model, not a curated record. Gene Ontology annotation, molecular function: zinc ion binding; methyl-CpG binding.